This is a messenger RNA of Ricinus communis (castor bean), 1685 nucleotides long. RefSeq lists its product as uncharacterized. Lineage: Eukaryota; Viridiplantae; Streptophyta; Magnoliopsida; Malpighiales; Euphorbiaceae. The coding region runs from base 210 to 1490 and encodes 426 amino acids. The transcript is spliced from 14 exons. The record is from RefSeq and is a predicted model, not a curated record.
GAAAGUGUAAAAGAAAAAAAAGACUGCCACGUCACUGAAAGUAGCAACGGUGGAAACCGUCAUCAACCUGAAGAGAGAAGCGCGGGCAAAGCCUGAGAAUUUUCGGUUAAUUUUAAACCAUUUUCUCCCUAUUCAUAUUCUCUGCUUCUCUUUCAAUUUCAAUUCUCAAUUUCAAGAAAGAGACCUAAGAAUUAAUUAAACAAAACAAAAUGGGGAACGUAAUGACAAUGAUGAACAAGGAGCCACCGCCACCGGUGGUUCUUGUUCCUCCUCUCUUCGAUUUUCCACCUCUCGCUGCUCGCACCAGGAUGUUGGAGUCGUCAUAUAAUGUAUUGUUUGGGAAGCUAGCUUUGAAAAGUCUUUUUGAGGAUUAUUUUGAAGAAGCAAGACAUUUUAGCACUAGAAUCAUGUUGAAGCCAAUUGAUGAUCCUCAUGUUGAUUUAAUUACUACUGUUUCAGGUCCAUUAGAUCAUAAUCCUGAGGAGAAAAUCAUAGGAAAUGCGCUAUUUCGCUGGCAAAGCGAUGUGCACGAUCCUCAUACAUUCAUGGACCUUUUUGUAUCAACCUUGGACCCGAUUUUGCAAAUACGAUCAUGUGCUUAUUAUCCUCGAUAUGGUUUUGGGGCAUUUGGCGUUUUCCCACUCCUUUUGAGAAAUCGAAUAGCUUCUGAUGAUUUUGGUGUAAUGGGACUCAGAUAUGGCUCAGGAAAUUUAUCCUUUGGAGCUACACUUAUGCCUUUUGCUGUGAAAGAGGAGUUGCCAAAGAGUGCAUGGCUUGUAAGUAAGAUGGGAAGGCUGACGGUUGGAGUGCAGUAUGAGCCAGGAUCUGGAAGCAAAGGUAAUGGUAAAUAUAAGAAUUUAAUGAAUUGGAGUGCCGCGAUUGGUUACGGGGUAGGAUCAGGAAGCCCCUUGAGUCCUUCUUUCAAUUUUUGCCUUGAGCUUGCAAAAAAUUCUCAGUUCAUUGCCUCAUUUUACCAACACGUGGUGGUCCAGAGACGGGUCAAGAAUCCACUUGAAGAGAAUGAAAUAGUUGGAAUUACAAAUUAUUUUGACUUUGGGUUUGAGUUACAGACAAGGGUUGAUGAUGUCGAAACAUCAAAUAAUAUACCAGAUUCCACCUUCCAAGUAGCUGCAUCCUGGCAGGCAAAUAAGAAUUUCCUAUUGAAGGGAAAGGUGGGACCUCUCAGCUCAUCAUUGACAUUGGCAUUCAAGUCAUGGUGGAAACCCUCAUUUACAUUCAAUGUAUCAGCUACAAGAGAUCGUAUUAUUGGAAAAACAGCGUAUGGAUUUGGUAUCCGUGUUGAGAAUCUUAGAGAAGCCAGUUAUCAAAGAGCUGAUCCAAAUUUCUUGAUGCUGACACCAAGCAAGGAGCACCUGGCAGAGGGCAUCCUUUGGAAAAGUGGGAAGCGGCCAAUGCUACAAUCUGAGAUAAAUGCUGGAAACUUUAACGAUUUGCCAAGGGAAUUGAGACCACUGGGAAAGAUCUUAUAGAUUUAUUUAGGCGUUUUUCUUUUUCUUUUCUAAUUUAGUUAUGAUUUCAGUAGAUAGCCAAGCUCUUUUCUACGAGGGUUGGCGAUGUCAAUAUUCUACUUCCAUGAGAGUAAAUCUUAAUUUAGUUUGCGUUGUAAUUUGGAGGAACCUGGAUUACAAAAUGGUCAUUAAAAUUUUGCAGAAAUUUUUUGAGUA